AUGGGUUUCACAUUCAGCACCAUGACUCUGAAUCUUCUUCUCCUAAUAGCAAUGGUAGCCACCAACAUUCUCUCACUCUACCAUCUCUCCACAACACUCCAAUCUCCCAAAUCCUCCCCCAAACCACUUCCACAAAUCCCCGACGAACUCCUCCGUCAACUUCACACCAUACGCGCCACCAUCAACCACCUCACGCGCCUCCAAGACACCAACCCCAAUCCCAACACCAAAUCCUCAAUCCCUUCAGAUCUAUUGCUAUACUCACACCUCUCUCCAAUUGCUUCUUCCUGCCACAAUCACCCUGAUCUUCUUCACAAGUACAUGACCUACACACCCUUCUCUCUUUGUCCUUCCGAUUCCGAACUUGCGGAAUCGUUAAUUCUUCGCGGUUGUCACCCUCUCCCUCGCCGUCGUUGCUUCUCUCCGACGCCGAAGAAGCAAACUCCGUCGAGUUCGUUUCCUCAUAACCCUUUCCCCUCUUCUCUCCCUGAUUCCUCUGUCAUUUGGGAUCGUUACUCAUGCAAAUCCUUCGAUUGUCUCAACCGUCAAAACCCUAAUCUCGGAUUCCAACCCUCUCGUGAAACUUCCAAGUUCACCACUUACACUUCCGACUUGGAUCUGCCCGUUCAACAGCUUCUCCAAAUCGCGAAAUCGGCUAAAUCGGUUCUCCGGCUCGGCCUCGACGUCGGUGGAGGUACAGGAUCAUUCGCCGCUGCGAUGAAACUCCGGAAUGUUACUGUGGUGACAACCACCAUGAAUGUUGUGGCGCCUUACAGCGAGGCUGUUGCGUUGAGGGGGCUUGUGCCACUUCAUGUGCCGUUGCAGCAGAGGCUGCCGAUUUUCGACGGUGUUGUGGAUAUAGUUCGGUGUGGGCGGGCGGUGAACAGGUGGAUUCCGGCGACAAUGUUGGAGUUUUUGUUGUUUGAUGUUGAUAGAGUGUUGAGAGGUGGAGGGUAUUUGUGGUUGGAUCAUUUUUUCAGUAAGGGUGUGGAUCUUGAGAAAGUUUAUGCGCCUUUGAUUGGGAAAUUGGGCUACAAGAAGGUGAAGUGGGCGACCGGGAAUAAGACGGAUGCUGGUGGUGUCAAGAAUGGGGAGCUUUACUUGACUGUGUUGUUGCAGAAGCCUCUCUCAAGAUAA
Lathyrus sativus (Indian pea) is the source of this 1137-nucleotide messenger RNA. NCBI's taxonomy places the organism in Eukaryota, Viridiplantae, Streptophyta, Magnoliopsida, Fabales, Fabaceae. The record is from the annotation of a GenBank genome assembly.